Messenger RNA from Misgurnus anguillicaudatus (oriental weatherfish), 745 nucleotides. NCBI's taxonomy places the organism in Eukaryota, Metazoa, Chordata, Actinopteri, Cypriniformes, Cobitidae. The record is from RefSeq and is a predicted model, not a curated record.
UCAGUUGAUAGGGGGCGCUUGAUGUUUAUAUUUACCGCAGCUCCGCAUAAAGCAAACGAGGAAGUGAAUUAAAGCACAGAGCAUAGUGACGCAGCGAGCUACAUUGACAGGCAGACAUGGGUGUGCAAAUAAAAGUUGAAUACUGUGGUGGAUGAGGGUACGAGCCCCGCUAUCAGGAGCUCAAGCGGGUUGUCACUGCUGAGUUCACUGAUGCGGACGUGACGGGCUUCGUAGGCCGACAGGGGAGCUUUGAGAUUGAGAUCAAUGGACAACUGAUCUUCUCAAAGUUAGAAACCAGUGGAUUCCCCUAUGAGGAUGAUAUAAUGGCUGCUAUCCAAAGAGCCUGUGAUGGCCAGCCAUUGGAGAAGAUCACCAAGAGUCAGCCUCCUUGUGUCAUUCUGUAAUGUGUAUGCUUUUAACCCUUUCUGUUUGGCUCCCGUAACUAUAUUAGCACCUUAGGACAAGUUAGGGAAGGUCUAAAAUGUAAGACUUUGUAAGGUCCAGUACGGGAUCCCUAAACAAUCCCUCCUCUUCACUCCUCCUGCCUGGUUGUUGGACGUAAAUGAUUAUUGUAACUAUAAAGUCAGUAGUUAUAGUAUGAGGCCUGCAGUCCAUGCAGUCUUUAAGCAGUAGGAGAUAGAUGAGGGACUGUGAGGAUGGAGCCAAUGAAAGGGUUAUUUGAUUUUUUUAUAAAGCCACACUGCCUACUGCCGUUACUGUUUCUCUGCUUAUUGUUUAUUGCUUU